AUGGCACACAACGGCACAACCUUUACACUCAACACGGGCGCAAAGAUUCCUGCCAUUGGAUUCGGAACAUGGCAGGACAAGGACGCUCAGGAGCCAGCAGUCACCAUAGCCCUCAAAUCCGGCUACCGCCAUAUCGACACAGCACGCAUCUACGGCACCGAACCCGCCGUAGGCGCCGCCAUCAAGAAAUCCGGCGUCCCCCGUUCCGACCUCUUCAUCACCAGCAAACUCUGGAACAACUCGCACCACCCGGACGAUGUAGAAGCCGCCCUCGAUGCCUCGCUCAAAGACCUCGGAACCGACUACCUCGAUCUCUACCUCAUGCACUGGCCCUCACCUUUCGCCCGCAGUUCAGAAAUGUUCCCAAAGGACUCUUCAGGCAAGACCAAAACCGGCGACACAGACUUUGUCGACACAUACAAGGCCAUGGAAAAGUGUUUCAAAAGCGGCAAAGCCCGCGCAAUCGGCGUCUCCAACUUUAGCAGAGCUGAACUCGAGCGGUUGGUCAAGGAAACCAGCGUUGUACCCGCUGUCCACCAGAUAGAAUGCCAUCCUUACCUCCAACAAGCCGCCUUCUCACACUACCACAAGGAACAGGGCAUCCACGUAACACAGUACUCUCCGUUUGGAAACCAAAAUGAAAUCUAUGAUUCCGGGAAAAACAUGAAUAAACUCAUGGACGACCCUGUGCUCGUAGAGAUAGGUAAGAAGCAUGGAAAGACUGGGGCGCAGGUAGCGCUAGCUUGGGGUAUUAGUAUGGGUCAUUCUGUUAUUCCGAAAAGUAAGACGGAGUCGAGGAUCAAAGCCAAUUUGGAAGGCGACUUUGAGUUGCCCAAGGAGGAUGUGGACAAGAUUGCGAAGAUUGAUAAGAAGAUGCGCUUCAACGACCCGAGUGCCAACUUUGGGUGGAACUUUUACUCGGAUUUGGAUGGAAAGAAAAACUAG
Messenger RNA from Alternaria atra, 945 nucleotides. RefSeq lists its product as uncharacterized. The transcript is spliced from 2 exons. Gene Ontology annotation, cellular component: cytosol. The record is from RefSeq and is a predicted model, not a curated record. NCBI's taxonomy places the organism in Eukaryota, Fungi, Ascomycota, Dothideomycetes, Pleosporales, Pleosporaceae. Gene Ontology annotation, molecular function: aldose reductase (NADPH) activity. The coding region runs from base 1 to 945 and encodes 314 amino acids.